GAGACCGGCGCCACUUCAAGCGCAUGCGCUUCCCGCCCUUCGACGACGAGGAGCCGCCGCUGGACUACGGGGACAACGUCCUGGACGUGGAGCCGCUGGAGGCCAUCCAGAUGAGGCUGGACCCGGUGGAGGAUGAGCCGGUGCUUGAGUGGUUCUAUGAGCCCGUGCCUCUGCUGAACACCAAGCAUGUGAACGGCAGCAGCUACAGGAAGUGGCACCUCUCCUUGGCGCAGCAAGGCGUGCUGUACCGCUUGUCCAACCAGCUGCUGUCCGAUCUGAUGGACAGGAACUAUUUCUACCUCUUCGAAAAGAAGUCCUUCUACACGGCCAAGGCCCUGAACAUGGCCAUCCCAGGUGGUCCCAAGUUCGAGCCUUUGUACCGCGACAUGUACGAUGAAGACGAGGACUGGAACGAGUUCAAUGACAUCAACAAGAUCAUCGUGCGACAGCAGCUGCGUACGGAGUACCGCAUCGCUUUCCCCUUCCUCUACAACUCCCGCCCGCGGCGGGUGACCAUGGCCCCGUACCACCACCAGUCCGUCUGCUACAUCAAAGCCGAUGAUCCGGAUCUGCCGGCCUUCUACUACGAUCCUAUCAUCAAUCCUCUGCCUGCGUACCGCGCAGUGUCCCAUCGAUCGCAGGAUCAGAAUGCAGAUGAUGAUGAAGACAUCGAGAACUUCACGCUCCCUGAAGAGUGCGCUCCGCUCCUGGAAGACACGCCCCUCUUCACGGACAGCACUGCGAACGGCAUUACGCUCUACUGGGCGCCGAGGCCCUUCAACCUCCGCAGUGGCUACAUGCGCCGGGCCCAGGAUGUGCCUCUGGUUGGCCAGUGGUAUAAGGAGCACUGCCCGUCCAACUACCCGGUGAAGGUCCGGGUGAGCUACCAGAAGCUUCUGAAGGUCUGGGUGCUGAAUCAGCUGCACCACCGCCCGCCCAAGACCCUGAACAAGCGGAACCUCAUGAACAUCUUCGCGACCACCAAGUUCUUCCAGCGCACAGAGCUGGACUGGGUGGAGAUCGGCUUGCAGGUGUGCCGCCAGGGCUACAACAUGCUGAAUCUCCUCAUCGCCCGAAAGAACUUGAACUUCUUGCACCUUGACUACAACUUCAACCUGAAGCCCGUGAAGACGCUGACCACCAAGGAGCGGAAGAAGUCGCGCUUCGGCAACGCCUUCCACCUGUGCCGGGAGAUCAUGCGCUUGACCAAGCUGGUGGUGGACUCCCACGUGCAGUUCCGCCUGGGCAACGUGGACGCCUUCCAACUGGCGGACGGCCUGCAGUAUAUCUUCGCCCACGUGGGGCAGCUGACAGGCAUGUACCGCUACAAGUACCGGCUCAUGCGGCAGGUGCGCAUGUGCAAGGACUUGAAGCACCUGAUCUACUACCGCUUCAACACGGGCCCGGUGGGCAAGGGCCCGGGCUGCGGCUUCUGGGCGCCGGGCUGGCGGGUCUGGCUCUUCUUCCUGCGGGGCGUGGUGCCGCUGCUGGAGCGCUGGCUGGGCAACCUGCUGGCGCGACAGUUCGAGGGCCGAGUGAGCAAGGGGGUGGCCAAGACCAUCACCAAGCAGCGUGUGGAGAGCCACUUCGAUCUGGAGCUGCGCGCCGCGGUGAUGCACGACAUCAUCGACAUGAUGCCGGAAGGCGUGCGUGCGAACAAGGCGCGGACGAUUUUGCAGCACCUCUCGGAGGCCUGGCGCUGCUGGAAGGCCAACAUCCCCUGGAAGGUGCCGGGCCUGCCCGCGCCCAUCGAGAACAUGAUCUUGCGCUACGUGAAGUCCAAGGCGGACUGGUGGACGAAUGCCACCUACUACAACCGCGAGCGAAUCCGGCGAGGCGCCACGGUGGACAAGACCACCUGCAAGAAGAACCUGGGUCGGCUGACGCGUCUCUGGCUGAAGGCCGAGCAGGAGCGGCAGCACAACUACCUGAAGGACGGGCCCUACGUCAGCGGCGAGGAGGCCGUGGCGAUUUACACCACCACGGUGCACUGGCUCGAGAGCAGGAAGUUCACGCCCAUCCCCUUCCCGCCGCUGAAUUACAAGCACGACACCAAGCUGCUGAUCUUGGCCCUAGAGCGGCUCAAGGAGCAGUACACCGUGCAGACCCGGCUGAACCAGCAGCAGCGAGAGGAGCUGGGCCUGGUGGAGCAGGCCUACGACAACCCCCACGAGGCGCUGAGCCGCAUCAAGCGGCACCUGCUGACCCAGCGCGCCUUCAAGGAGGUCACCAUCGAGUUCCAGGACAUGUACUCGCACCUGGUGCCCUGCUAUGAGAUUGAGCCGCUGGAGAAGAUCACGGAUGCAUACCUGGACCAGUACCUCUGGUACGAGGGCGACCACCGGCACCUCUUCCCGAACUGGGUGAAACCUGCGGAUACGGAGCCGGCGCCUUUGCUGGUCUACAAGUGGUGCCAGGGCGUCAACAACUUGACAGAUGUGUGGGACACAUCUGACGGCCAGUGCGUGGUGGUUCUAGAGAGCAAGUUCGAGAACGUCUCGCAGAAAGUGGACCUCACGCUGCUGAACCGUCUCUUGCGGCUCAUUGUGGAUCACAACAUUGCGGACUACAUGACCGCAAAGAACAACAUUGUGAUCAAUUACAAGGACAUGAACCACACCAACUCGUAUGGCCUCAUCAAGGGCUUGCAGUUUGGAUCCUUCGUGUUCCAGUACUACUGCAUGGUCCUGGAUUUGCUGAUGCUGGGCCUCACGCGGGCCUCGGAGAUCGCAGGGCCUCCGCAGCUGCCCAACGAGUUCCUGACCUACCAGGAUGUGGACACAGAGUUGCGGCACCCCAUCCGCCUCUACUGCAGAUACCUGGACCGGUUCAUCAUGGUCUUCCGGUUCAGCAAGGAGGACUCCAAGGAUCUGAUCCAGCGCUUCCUCACCGAGAACCCGGACCCCAACAACGAGAAUGUCGUGGGCUAUACCAACAAGAUGUGCUGGCCCCGAGAUUGCCGCAUGCGGCGCAUGAAGCAUGAUGUGAAUUUGGGCCGGGCGGUCUUCUGGGAGAUGCAGAACCGCCUGCCCCGCAGCGUCACCACGCUGGUCUGGGACAACUCCUUCGCCUCGGUGUACUCCAAGGACAACCCGAACAUCCUGUUCAACAUGUGCGGCUUCGAGGUGCGCAUUCUGCCCAAGAUCCGGACCUUCCAGGAAGAGUUCACCCAGAGGGAGGGUGUGUGGAAGCUGCAGAACGACGCCACCAAGGAGAUGACCGCGCAGGCCUUCUUGAAGGUGGACAACGAGUCGCAGAAGCAGUUCGAGAACCGCUGCCGCACCAUCCUCAUGGCCUCAGGUUCGACCACUUUCACCAAGAUUGCGAACAAGUGGAACACGAACCUCAUCGGCAUGAUGACCUACUACCGAGAGGCGGUCAUCCACACUGAUGCGCUGCUGGAUCUCUUGGUGAAGUGCGAGAACAAGGUGCAGACGCGAAUCAAGAUCGGUCUGAACUCCAAGAUGCCCUCGCGCUUCCCUCCGGUGGUCUUCUACACGCCCAAGGAGCUGGGCGGGCUGGGCAUGCUCAGUAUGGGCCACAUCCUGAUCCCGCAAUCUGACCUGCGGUACUCGAAGCAGACGGAGACGGGCAUCACCCACUACCGCAGUGGCCUGAGCCACGAGGAGGACCAGCUGAUCCCCAACCUCUACCGCUACGUGCAGACCUGGGAGGCCGAGUUCGUGGACUCCCAGCGCGUCUGGGCGGAGUACGCGCUGAAGCGUCAGGAGGCCACGGCCCAGAACCGGCGCCUCACCCUGGAGGAUCUCGAGGACGCCUGGGAUCGCGGCAUCCCGCGCAUCAAUACGCUCUUCCAGAAGGACCGGCACACGCUGGCCUUCGACAAGGGCUGGCGCGUGCGCCAGGACUUCAAGCAGUACAACAUCAUGCGGAACAACCCCUUCUGGUGGACCCACCAGCGUCACGAUGGGAAGUUGUGGAACCUCAACAAUUACCGUACCGACAUGAUUCAGGCCCUGGGCGGCGUGGAGGGCAUCCUGGAGCACACCCUCUUCAAGGGCACCUACUUCCCCACCUGGGAAGGUCUCUUCUGGGAGAAGGCCAGUGGCUUCGAGGAGUCCAUGCGCUUCAAGAAGCUGACGAACGCCCAGCGAAGCGGUCUCAACCAGAUCCCGAACCGGCGCUUCACGCUGUGGUGGUCCCCCACCAUCAACCGUGCCAACGUCUACGUGGGCUUCCAGGUGCAGUUGGACCUCACUGGCAUCUUCAUGCACGGCAAGAUCCCCACGCUGAAGAUCUCGUUGAUUCAGAUCUUCCGGGCCCACUUGUGGCAGAAGAUCCACGAGAGUAUCGUCAUGGACCUCUGCCAGGUCUUCGAUCUGGAGUUGGACGCCCUGGAGAUUGAGAUGGUGCAGAAGGAGACGAUCCACCCGCGCAAGUCCUACAAGAUGAACAGCUCCUGCGCGGACGUGCUGCUCUUCGCCUCCUACAAGUGGGCCGUGUCUAAGCCUUCCCUCCUCACCGAGUCCAAGGAUGGCUUCGAUGGCACCACCACCACAAAGUACUGGAUCGACGUGCAGCUGCGCUGGGGAGACUACGACUCCCACGAUAUCGAGCGCUACUGCCGCGCCAAGUUCUUGGACUACACCACGGACAACAUGUCCAUCUACCCCUCGCCCACAGGAGUCCUCAUGGGAGUGGACCUCGCCUACAACCUGCACAGCGGCUUCGGGAACUGGUUCCCUGGUGUGAAGCCCUUGCUGCACCGAUCCAUGAACAAGAUCAUGAAGGCGAACCCGGCGCUGUACGUGCUCCGGGAGCGCAUCCGCAAGGGCCUGCAGCUCUACAGCAGUGAGCCCACGGAGCCGUAUCUCAACUCACAGAACUACGGCGAGCUCUUCAGCUCUCAGAUCAUCUGGUUCGUGGAUGACACCAAUGUGUAUCGCGUGACGAUCCACAAGACUUUCGAGGGCAACCUGACCACGAAGCCGGUGAACGGCGCGAUCUUCAUCUUCAACCCGCGCACAGGACAGCUCUUCCUGAAGAUCAUCCACACCUCGGUGUGGGCGGGGCAGAAGCGGCUCUCGCAGCUGGCCAAGUGGAAGACGGCCGAGGAGGUGGCGGCAUUGAUCCGAUCAUUGCCGGUGGAGGAGCAGCCCAAGCAGAUCAUCGUGACCCGAAAGGGCAUGUUGGACCCACUGGAGGUGCACUUGUUGGACUUCCCCAACAUUGUCAUCAAGGGCUCCGAGCUGUCCCUGCCCUUCCAGGCCUGCAUGAAGAUUGAGAAGUUUGGCGAUCUGAUCUUGAAGGCUACUCAGCCUGAGAUGGUCCUCUUCAAUCUUUAUGAUGACUGGCUGAAGUCGAUCUCCUCCUACACGGCCUUCAGCCGCAUGAUCCUGAUCCUGCGGGCGCUGCACGUGAACCCGGACCGCACCAAGGUGAUCCUGAAGCCGGACAAGACCACGGUGACGCAGCCCCACCACGUGUGGCCGAGCCUCACGGACGACGAGUGGAUCCACGUGGAGGUGCAGCUGAAGGAUCUGAUCCUGGCAGACUACGGCAAGAAGAACAACGUCAACGUUGCCUCGUUGACGCAGAGCGAGAUCCGCGACAUCAUCCUUGGUAUGGAGAUUGCCCCUCCAUCCAUCCAGAGACAGCAGAUCGCGGAUUUGGAGAAGCAGGGCAAGGAGAUGUCGCAGAUCACAACCAUCACCUCGAAGACAACGAAUGUGCACGGCGAGGAGAUGAUCGUGACAACAGGCUCUCCCUACGAGCAGCAGACCUUUGCCUCGCGCACGGAGUGGCGAGUCCGGGCCAUCAGCGCGUCCUCGUUGCACCUGCGGACCAACCACCUGUAUGUCAACAGCGAGGACAUCCGGGAGACAGGUUACACGUACGUCAUGCCCAAGAACAUCCUGAAGACCUUCAUUUGCAUCAGUGACCUGCGGACGCAGGUCGCCGCGUAUCUCUACGGCAUCUCGCCGCCGGAUAACCCGCAGGUGAAGGAGAUUCGGUGCAUGGUGAUGGUGCCCCAGGUCGGCACACACAGCAACGUGACGCUGCCGCAGCAGUUGCCGGACCACGACCACCUGAGGGACCUGGAGCCGCUAGGGUGGAUCCACACGCAGCCGCAAGAGCAGCCGCACCUGAGCCCGCAGGACGUGACGUUCCACGCGCGGAUGCUGGCGGACAACAAGACUUGGCUGGCUGAUCAGACGAUCAUCAUCACCUGCAGCUUCACGCCAGGAAGCUGCUCGCUGACGGCCUACCGCAUCACGCCCCAGGGCUUCCAGUGGGGCAAGUCCAACAAGGACACGGGCCCGAACCCGGCGGGUUUCCUGCCCACGCACGCGGAGAAGGUGCAGAUGCUGCUGAGUGACAUCUUCUUGGGCUUCUUCAUGGUGCCGGACAACGGCAUCUGGAACUUCAACUUCAUGGGACAGAAGCACAACCCCACCAUGAAGUACAGUCUUUGCGUGGAGAACCCGCGGGAGUACUACCAUGAGUGCCACAGGCCAGCGCACUUCCUGAACUUCACGCAGCAAGAGGAGGGUGGAACAGAGGGCGCUGACCAUGAGGACCACUUUGUGUGAGGCGGGAGCACAGCCGCCAGCAUUAGGCUGGCAGAGUUGCUUUUGCCCGGCAAGUUACGGCGAGAGAUUCAUGAGUGAGUUCCGCCGAAUUAUCACUCACCUGCAGAAAGCAUGGUUAGUGACACAAUGUGGCAGAUUGCUGAAACCGCGUGAGUUUGCAAUCUCUCCGCUAUGCAAAAAGUGCUGGCAACGCAAGGCAGUCUGAAGAAAACUUACUGUGUGAC
Molecule: messenger RNA, 6778 nt
Organism: Effrenium voratum
Lineage: Eukaryota; Dinophyceae; Suessiales; Symbiodiniaceae
Source: the annotation of a GenBank genome assembly